Molecule: messenger RNA, 530 nt
Organism: Pneumocystis murina B123
Lineage: Eukaryota; Fungi; Ascomycota; Pneumocystomycetes; Pneumocystales; Pneumocystaceae
Exons: 3
Coding region: 1-492 (163 amino acids)
Biological process (GO): autophagy of mitochondrion
Cellular component (GO): mitochondrion
Source: RefSeq, a predicted model, not a curated record
AUGAACAAGAAACUAGGCAUUCUAGCUAUUUCAUUCAAAAUCAUUGGAACAGUUUCAAUAGGUUAUGUUGCUGGAUCUUAUCUUUGCUUCUCUAAAUUCAUUCUUCCUGUUAUGAAGGAACAUUAUCCUUUGUCAUCUAUUCAACUAAUGCUAGAAGUCACAGCCAAACAUUGGAUUCGUUAUAUUCUUCCACUUGAAUCACUUGCAGCAACAUUAAUGCUAAGUUCAUAUAUCUUAUCCGAACCACAUGUUUCUCAUCCAUAUCUUCUUUAUAGUGGUUUUGGUGUUGCGUCUUUGAUUCCUAUUUCAUUUUUUUAUAUUCAACCAAAAAUUACUAAAAUCAUACAGGAUAUCAGAGCAAAAGAUACAUUAACCAUUCCCGAAAGAAAUCUAAAAUGUUGGCGUCGAUCUUAUCUUGCAAACACUGUAUUAUCAAGUAUCAUUUUUUUUAUGACAGUGAUUGGAAGUUAUGGAGAUACACUAUCUAUCUAACAAAACAAUAUUUACUUUUAUAAAUUUGGAAAAAAACG